AUGGAGUCCCUAGGAUUCUCAACGGACGCGCUCAAGCCUGAGUGGGACAUGUCCGACAGCGAGUUCCUGCCAUCUGCAGACACUGCUGUCAAUCGAGUGUGUGCGUCCCGGCCAGCCGUCCAGGACUUUGACCCCGAGGCGGGAAUGGAAUGCUCAACCCCUGUUCUGGAUGUGCUACCUGGGGAGUCUAAGGAAGACCGACUUCGCAGAUGCGAAUCGGAGGUGAAGUAUAUCCUCGCGUCGAAGGUCGAGGAGGCGCGAAACCAUGGUCUGGGCCAGGACGAAGUUGAGCGCCUCGAGAACAUGCUGUCCUGGUUCGUCAAUGUGUUUCGAAAGGAUAUCGGGUGCGACCCUCCGAUCAAAGUGGAGCCUCUACUGAUUCGCCUGAAGCCAGACGCGGUCCCCGUCAAGUGCUCGAUGCGUCGCUAUCCACCCGACCACGUGGAGUUCCUGAAGCGGCAUGUCGAUCAGCUCGAAGCGGCCGGUCUGGUCUACCGAAACAAUCGGGCGACAUGGGCUGCAGCGCCUCGGAUCGUGCCGAAAAAGGACCCAGGCGAUCUGCGCAUGACUAUCGACAGUCGCCCGAUCAAUAUCUGUACGGUGCCUAUGCCGUGGCCGAUACCAAACCUGGACGCCGCGAUGGUCGUCCUGGUCGGCACCUCGGUCUACUUAACCCUGGACUGGACGAAGGGGUACUGGCAGCUGCCGUUGCAUCCGGCCAGCCAGGAGCUGUACUCGAUCAUACCACCCUGCGGUGCCUUCACGCCGACGCGUGUGUUGAUGGGCCAGAGUGACGCCAUUGCGUUUUGUCAAUCGGACGGCCACCAAAUGUUCGAAGAUCUCCUAUUUCGCGGCUUACUCGCCUGGCUGGACGAUCUGCUGGGCGCGGCGAUCACUCCGAUGGGACUGUUUGACCUCAUUUCUAAACGGCUCGUUUGUCUCGGCCAGUUCGCGCUGGCCUAUUUUAUCUUGUCUGCCGGCGUGACCCACUCCCCAGCUCGACGCGAGAAAUCGGUCUUGGCCAAGAUACUGGUCAGCGCCAUGGGGUGGGCUGCCGAGCACACGAUGUGCUUUGAGGCUGUGAAAAAGGCCCUGACCAGCAUCGUACCGCUGAGUCCCCCCCGAGAAGACAUGGCCCUGCCCCUGUGUGAGCAACGCCACGAGCCCCUAGCGUUUCUAAACGGCUCGUUUGUCUCGGCCAGUUCGCGCUGGCCUAUUGUGGAGAAGGAGGUGUUCGCCGUGGUCGAGGCGCUUGCACGCCUCGACUAUCUGUGGAUCCGAUCUGGUGGAUUCCGUCUGUUCACGGACCACAGCAACUUGGUUUACAUUUUCUACCCGCGUGGCCAAAGUCCCAUCAUGGCGAAGUAUCAAACCGACAAGCUGCAGUGCUGGGCGCUGGUGAUGUCCACCUUCCCGUACACCAUUGAGUCGGUGUCGGGUGAAGACAACGUGUGGGGUGCGACGCCAGCGGUGGCUCGCGUGCGACUUCUCGCAGCCUUAGUAUCACCCCUACGCCACAAGGAUUUCGAGUGGCCGACAGCUCAAUCUGUCCUCAAGUCCCAGAAGAAUGGCCUCCAGGACGACGGCCAGCCUCCACCUGGAGUUACUUGGGAUGACGACAUCAAAUUUUACGUCACUCCGGGAGACAAGAUUUGGGUCCCGGACGACGACCUGGACCUCCAACAGCGGCUCUGCGUGAUCGCCCACCAAGGCUUGAAGCACGUGCUCGUAGUCAAGGAUGACAUAAGCGGCUUCGUCCGGUUGUUCCCGUCCCGGAAUGCAGACUCGACUGCGAUGGCCGCCGCCCUCAUGGACUGGUUCACCUUGCUGAGUGAGUGGCGUCUCCCAGCUACGCAGUGGCCAAUGGUGCUACCCCUGGUCCAAGGUGCCCUCAACCACCAGCCAUCGAAUCGGCUUGGUGGCCUUGCUCCUGUUACGGCGUUUGGUGGAUUCGACGCAACCCAACCGUUGUCCGGUACCGUCCUCCCGACGACCAAGGAAGUCCGGGAUGUUGAUUGGCUCGACAAGUCCCGGAUCAAGCAAGUUCAAGACCUGCGAACGUCGCUAGACGAGAUGCACCGUGAUGUGUUAGCCCGUAGCGAGAAGCUGUGUGGCCAGGCGAGAGCUAGACACGCAAAGAAACAAGGCGUCAAGUGGACUAACUUUGACGUUGGAGAUUACGUCCUAGUCGGGUCGGUCGUACGGCACCCGAGCAAGUUAGCCAUGACGUGGCGUGGUCCCUCAAGAAUCACGCGAGUUAUCACCGAUUAUGUGAUGGCGGUCGAACAGCUGGUGCCCCCUUUCAACGAAUCUGUGCACCAUGUCUGCCGUCUCAAGUUGUACAGCGAGGCGGCGAAUGGCACGGCCGAAGACCAGCUGGAACAAGCAGCCUACGGAGAAGGUGGUUUCUAUGUGGAAGACCUCCGCGCUUGCCAACCCCCCUUGAAGUUGGAGGCAUGGGUCCAUUGA
This is a messenger RNA of Aphanomyces invadans, 2469 nucleotides long. RefSeq lists its product as hypothetical. Lineage: Eukaryota; Oomycota; Saprolegniomycetes; Saprolegniales; Verrucalvaceae. The transcript has 8 exons. The coding region runs from base 1 to 2469 and encodes 822 amino acids. The record is from RefSeq and is a predicted model, not a curated record.